CAACGCAGCAGGCGAUUCACGUAGCUACAAACGUGGGGAAGCCUUAAUUCAUAUACAGUUGACCCCCACAUGUUCAAAUUAUGGCAUCUUUGCCUCUCACCUACCGCGAGUGGUGGAAUGAAAUGGACCAGAAGCUGAUAGACUUCUGGAAACAGCACGAAUGUCUUUUCAAUUCUAGAAAUCCGAGCUACUACAACAAAAAGUUAAAAACUAAGCUGUGGUUAGAUUUCGCCUCCAGCGUUGGACUUCACGUAUCUGACGUUGAGAGAAGAUCCAGAUCUCUUCGCACUCAAUAUGGCAGGUUGAUUGGGCACCCAGAUAAAGUGACUACUUCAAAGAAAAGAAUGCUGAAGGAGCAGCUUAGUUUCUUAAGGCCCUACAUAUUCCCUCGGUUAAAAGUGACCGACUGUCAGGGUGAGAGGGAUGGUUAUGAUGAUGAAGAGGAGCAGGACGGUGAUGAAGAUGAGGAAGAAGAAGAAACAGAAGACAGUAUGGAGACAGAGAGCUUGGUAGAUGUUAAUGUGUCUGGUGUAUACAUACGUGAGCACCAGUCCGUUGCCCUGACUGCACAUACUGCCACCCGCUAUUGUCCACCAACACAACUUAAAGUCAGAGAGAUGGCGGAUUUGGCUUGUAACCAUGAGAACAAUGAAAGUCAGCAGCAUCGAACUCAUCAAACAGCUGGGGUCACAAAAUGUGAUGUGCUUAAUCAGUUUGUAAAAGUUAUGUUAGCAGACAUGCACCAAAUCAAAGACCCACUGCUGCUUAUGCAACUUCGUCGGGAUAUCACUAACUUGGUAUUCAAAACCUUGGAAGAAGACUUGAAAAGACGAUGUGUUUGAUAGACUUUUUCCACUGUUGACUAGUGUUGACUGUUGAUGUCUGACUAUCUUCCACCAGGGCAAAAAGGGAGAGAGCACAAGCUUUAUUGAAUGAAGUAGGCAGAAUGAAGACCUGGUGUCCCCUGCUGAGGCAGGCCCCUAUAAACUAAAAUGGGGACAGUCAACUCCCACACAACCAGAGAUUGCCUCAGUAAAAACAUAAAGACAAUGAUGAGAAAGUAGGAAAGAAUCACGUGAGAAGAAAUGCAGAGUGGGGGCAGCGGCUAGACUAGAGUCUAGGGAUGCAGCCUGCCCAGCAAAUGGAUAUCGAGACAGAAGAGAUGAGAGCAACUCUUUCAUUUUGACUUGGAUGUCUUAGUUUGAACUAGAGGUGACGCUUGAUGCUUGUAAAAGUAUCUUGACAAUAGUAACAGAGUUACAAUAAUGUGUCUUUACCUGAAUGACUGUGGACUGUAUUUAGACAGUCCAGAAGAAUACUGCAGUAGUCUGUAAUCAAUGAAUGUCAAAACAAUAUACUUUAAUUGUACAGAUCUGUACAUUAGAUAGAUAGAUAGAUAGAUACUUUAUUGAUCCUGAGGGAAAUUAAAGAAUAUGAACAGAAAGAGCGUAAAUAAUAUGUUCAGUAAAUAAGUAAGUAGUGUACACUUAAAUAUUGUAUUUUCCAAAAGCGGAAGAAUUGGUUUAACUUGCAGAUGUGAACAGUCCAGUUUGAUUUCUUUGUCACCCUGUUUGAACAACAAAUGCUCAGCACAAAGGCAAAAAUGCUUUCAGAGCUAUAUUUUGGGGCCCAACCAAACCCGUUGAAGAGAUGGCACUUUACUCUCUAAGUUCAUAGCCUUGCCUUUUAUUUAUGUGGUACCUUAGUCCUUCCUUCCAUUCUAAGAUGAAUAAAUCAUCAUGGCCUGAGUCUCUAAUGCACAGGGUUUUUUUCUCCCCAUGGCAACAAAUUGCUUUAUUGGAAAAAAUAACCUUUGACCUUCCCCUCUUAGCGAAACAUGCUGACAGUGGUGUUAUUGUAUUUGUUAUAUACCUUUAUAUAUCAUCAGUGUUCAUCUACUGGAAACAAUGCAGAAUCUAAUAGUCUACCUCUGUCCAUUUUCUACUCGUGACAAUCUAUGUUAUAUUGACAGUGAAUUUAAUGUUUUUUCAUUGAAAGAACUGAGCCUGUGUAUUAGGCCUGUUCAACAGGUGGCCUGUAGGCUGAAUAUGGCCCUUUACAUAGUUUCAAAUGGCCUGCCAGUCUCUUGCCAAUUAAUGAAUAAUAAAUUUAAAAAUUAUUGUUGAUAAUAAUCUAAAAUAAUGAUAAUAAGGCAGGGUAUUUCCCCACCUUCCGCCCGGUGACUGCUGGGAUGGUCUCCAGCAUCCCAUGACCCUGAUUGGGAUGAGCAGCUUGGAAAAUGGAUGGAAGUGCAGAAUAAUCUAAAAUACUUCCAUCCAUCCAUUAGCCAAACUGUUUAUCCCAAUCGGGGUCGUGAGAUGCUGGAGCGUAUCCCAGCAGUCACUGGACGGCAGGCGGGGAGACACUCUAGACAGGCCGCCAGGCCAUCACAGGGCCCACACAUUCACACCUAGGGAUAAUUUAGAACGGCCGAUUCACUGACCUACGUGUCUUUGGACUGUGGGAGGAAACCAUGUGAAAUUCAUGGCAUGACAGAAAUGAGCUUCCAUGCAUAUUUGUCUUUCCGGAUGGAUAAGUAUUCAGAUUUGUUUUGAUUAUGAAAAUGCAGUGGCACCAGUGAAAGGACUGGUGUUUUAUCAUGGCACUAUCUUUGUAAUAAAAGA
This is a messenger RNA of Lampris incognitus (smalleye Pacific opah), 2624 nucleotides long. RefSeq lists its product as uncharacterized. The record is from RefSeq and is a predicted model, not a curated record. The transcript has 3 exons. Lineage: Eukaryota; Metazoa; Chordata; Actinopteri; Lampriformes; Lampridae. Gene Ontology annotation, biological process: regulation of transcription by RNA polymerase II. Gene Ontology annotation, cellular component: transcription regulator complex; nucleus. The coding region runs from base 81 to 842 and encodes 253 amino acids.